AUGGAAUUCACGUCGACUGCGUUUUCAAUGGAGGAAAAUGUCACCAGCAACUUUUCUUCUAAUUUGGGAUUCAUCAGAAACCAUACUGGCUUAUCAGGAACAGCCCUUAUAAUAUACACUAUAAUUAGAAUAGAAACAAUGUUAUCUGUGAUAUGCUUAAUUAUAUCUGUGAUUAUAUAUGCCAUACUGCCAGAGUUUAAAAACCUGCAUGGGAAGAACCUUAUGUCGUCUUCAAUCUGUCUAUUGAUUGCACUAAGCUUAAGACUAGUAGACUUUAUUCUUCGACAUCGCAUACCCUCUACACUAUGUACUAUUGUAGCAGUUAUCAUACACAUAAACUAUCUGGCAUUUUUCUUUUGGACAAACGUUAUGGCGUAUGACAUCUGGAAAUCAAUAACAGGCAUGAAACAAAAAAAGGAGGUAUUUCGUCAUUCAAGGAAAUAUCAAAAUUAUUCCUUGUAUGUGUGGUCUGCAACGUUUCUGACAGUUUUACCGGCUCCUAUCCUUGAAAUGACCAAUUGGGUUCCCACUUACUAUAAGCCACAGUUUGGAAUCAGGCGUUGCUGGUUGAAUGGAGUUGCAGCUUACAACUAUUACUUCAAUUUGCCAGUGGGAGUCAUUCUUGCCGGAAAUAUGUGCCUUUUCCUCUUGACACUGAAAGCACUCAUCGCGAUUCGGAAGGUCACCUCUGUCCUUCAGACAAAACAGCACCAGAAAAGGUUAAAUCUAUAUUUGAAACUGCUCUUGGUGAUGGGGAUCACGUGGUUGAGUCUCUUUCCAGCUUGGGUUACGGGAAAUUAUCAUUUAUAUGCGUAUGCAAGUAUGCUUACAGCCUCACAUGGAGUUUUACUGUUCUUCAUAUUCUUGUUCAAAAAGAAAAUCUUAAUGCAGAUUUGGACGGCCUGCAAGCAUGGGAAACUGCCAGUAAAGAAAACAUCAACUAGUGUUCCAACAACGUCCACCAGCUCUAAUAGAACUGACGGAAAAUUUUCUACUUAA
Molecule: messenger RNA, 999 nt
Organism: Uloborus diversus
Lineage: Eukaryota; Metazoa; Arthropoda; Arachnida; Araneae; Uloboridae
Product: G-protein coupled receptor Mth2-like
Exons: 2
Coding region: 1-999 (332 amino acids)
Biological process (GO): G protein-coupled receptor signaling pathway; cell surface receptor signaling pathway
Cellular component (GO): membrane
Molecular function (GO): G protein-coupled receptor activity
Source: RefSeq, a predicted model, not a curated record